Cornus florida is the source of this 369-nucleotide messenger RNA. Its product is annotated as mitochondrial inner membrane protease ATP23-like. The annotation marks the transcript as partial. The record is from RefSeq and is a predicted model, not a curated record. Gene Ontology annotation, biological process: mitochondrial protein processing; mitochondrial proton-transporting ATP synthase complex assembly. The transcript is spliced from 5 exons. NCBI's taxonomy places the organism in Eukaryota, Viridiplantae, Streptophyta, Magnoliopsida, Cornales, Cornaceae. Gene Ontology annotation, molecular function: metalloendopeptidase activity. Gene Ontology annotation, cellular component: extrinsic component of mitochondrial inner membrane.
CUUCGGCGGACGCUUGUUCCCAUAGUCAAAUUAUUGAAGGAACAUUUGGAGAAAUCUGGAUGCAGCAUUGGGGAUAAGUUCAUCAAGCCCGUUCAUUGUGACAAGCAUAUCAGUGGCGGUUACGUCCGGGCCGAGGGGAUAGUGGUAUGUAGUAAUCACAUGAACAUUCAAGAUGAGGUCAAUAAAGUUGUUAUUUAUGAGCUCAUUCAUGCAUAUGAUGACUGUCGUGCUGCAAACUUGGACUGUUAUAAUUGUGCUCAUCGUGCCUGUAGCGAGAUUCGUGCUGGUCAUCUAAGUGGUGAUUGCCACUACAAGCGGGAAUUGUUGCGGGGUUUUGUGAAGAUAAGAGGUCAUGAGCAGUGGGAUUGA